Molecule: messenger RNA, 3592 nt
Organism: Aplysia californica (California sea hare)
Lineage: Eukaryota; Metazoa; Mollusca; Gastropoda; Aplysiida; Aplysiidae
Product: WD repeat-containing protein 93
Exons: 17
Coding region: 512-2680 (722 amino acids)
Biological process (GO): electron transport chain
Molecular function (GO): protein binding
Source: RefSeq, a predicted model, not a curated record
GGGGGGGAAUUGAAAUAAUACACAAUGCACUAACGGUUUACCGUAGAUCUGAUAUUGCCAGAAUAGACACAAGUAAGCAUAAAUUUUGUUGCCAUUAUAAAUAGUUCUGUUUUCAUAUUCCAGAGCUUAAAUAAUAAAGUACAAGAAUAAUCUUGUCCACACAUCAAGUUCAGAAUUGAUUUCUCUAUUUAAUUCGAAUUCUUUACUUUCAAAUAGGUGUAAGCUCAAGGCGAUUAAAAAUAAGAUAUUUUUUUUAGUGGAAAAAUUCUGGCCAAACAAAUCGUCAAGUUUCAUUGGUCAGCCUGUCAACAUGGCGACUUGGUUACAGCGUCUGAGUCGCGGAAACAAGAAGGGAGCCUGCUAGCGGCUGGGGUGACUCUGCUUGCUCUAUGAGCAAACAAUUUCCUUCUGCAUUUUUGGUUUUCAGUUCUUGCUGUGAAUAUUUUGAACACUUUAUGCAAGUGUUUUAAACUUUUCUUUAAACGUUGAGAACACUAUUUCAUUUUCCAAGAUGCCUGUGUACAUCCGGAAAAAUGUCUCCUACACACCACCAUCUAUCUACAACAUACAACUGGAAGAUGAUAACGACUAUCUUCUGGACCCAGACCAGUUGCGAGAUAUUUUGCCACAGCCGUAUCGCAUGAUCAACAAAAUUUUGGUCCAGUUACUUGAUAAUGUUUGGGAAAUUGUUGAAGGCAAGGAAAAUACCAUACUUGCAGAGGCGAGGAAAGUGAGGCCACCACGUCUUGAGGAGCCAGAGGAACUACCAGUCUUCAACAAUGCCACUGCCCUCAAAGAAAGUGUGGAUGGCAAAUACAUUUUUGUUGGUCUCCCCAAUGGACUCGCUGUUAUGGAGACCCAAACACAGACCCAACUGCAUGCCUGGGAAGAGGAACACGCAGAAAUCACAGACAUUAAAACCUACCUGAUUUCCCCGGACUGGCAUCUCAUCGUAACAGUGGAUGAUAUGGCCAUUUCAAGACUGUUCCUGUUUGCCUUCAACCACAUUUUCUUUGUCAAAGCGCUCAAUGAAAAUUCCCCAGAAGCCACAUCAAAGAUUCUGUGCCAGAAGUGUGAAGCAUCAAAAGACGGAGAUUAUGCCGGUCUUGUACUGGAAAACACAGGAAGCAAAGAAGUGUGGUUUGAAGUUCACAAAUUGCCAGUGGAAGGUUGGCAGAAAGAACUGGAGAGUAUUGCUGCAGCUAUCAGUAAACAAAAGGAGGAGAAUGAAAAGAUUUUGGCUGAGAACGUGGAAGAUCCACCAGAACAAGUUGAGGGUCAACCCCCACCAGAGCAGCCGCCACAGCAGGAGUCUCCCCGUGCCCCUGUGCCUGAGAGCACAGUCAUUGAGCAGCUCGGAGUAAAGUUCUCCCAGCCUAGUGUCAUUCUCAAAGUGAAACCUCCGCAUAAAUUACCGUUGCCACCAAACGGGUCAUCCAGUGUUGCCUCUGCUAUCAGCAAGGUGGACACUGGUGAUGUGCUUGGGGUAGGAACCAACCAUGUACUUAGCUCCGCCCACCUGGAGUCACGGGAUGUCAUGUUCAAACACAGACAUGAUUCCAUGUUGAAAUAUUUGCCGGAGGAGAAGGAAGAUUUCACACUGUCUGCUACGUUUCACUUUGUCAAUGUGAGUCGGAUGCUGACAUUUGGCUUGGAGAACAAUACCCCUGAGUUCCGGCCGGUGGCUGUUAUGGUCUGGUGGUCAGGCUCACCUCAUCUCUCGCAGUACUCUCUGCUCAAAGCUGCAGGCAAAGACAUUGAAUUCAAGGCUGACAUUGUGUGGCCAUUCACCAGCAAUAUAACCUGUUCUGCGGUGAGCCCCUGUACCACUCAUUUGGCCCUUGGCCUGGAGAAUGGGAAUCUAGUGUUGUGGGACAGACAGCUUGGCUUGGACAAGGCGGUGCUGACUGUGUCGGACAAAAGUGCCCUCCGAAGUGUAAGGUUCCUGGACCCAUGUCUGUUCCCCAUGGACCAGCCCCACUAUCCACCCUACCCCGUGUCCUCUGCCACUUUUCUCCUUACCGAGUGCUGUGAUGGGAGCCAGGCACUGUUUGACACCUGUGAUGGCAGUCAACAGAUUCCACGCUGUAUUGCCACAGAACCAGAGAAUGAUGAUGACAUCCAGACAUUGCUGAAGGUUAUCCCUGAACUGCCUGAACUGAUAAUCUAUGUUCAGAAGAACGGGUCUUUGUAUAUAAAAGACAUAGGCACAGGAGCUGCUUUAUGUCAAGUUGUUCUCCCUCCCACUCAUAGCCUGCAGUCACCAUGGGAACCAAUAUUUGCUCUUGGUGGAGGUGGAAACUUUCUCUUUGUGAAAGCUGAAGGUACAGAAGAGACUGAGGAAGGAGAGGCAAAUGACAUUUCAUGUCUGUUCAUGUACAACCUAAAAUCUUAUCGUGAACUGGAGCCUUACUGGAGUCGAGAGCACCAGAAGAAGGAUUUGGCAGUUUACACGGACUUGGACAGUCGGAUUAGCAGCUUAAUGCAAGAGCGACUACAACAGCAGGCUCUGCGCAAGCCACAUAUGCAGAAUCGCUGGGGUCAGCUGCGCUCAGAACUGAGCAUGAUCCAGCAGGCACAUGCUGUACCUUUGGAUUCUCUACGAAUUACGGCACCCUCGUCCAUCCAUUCAAGUCACGAAGAGAUUCAUUUCAAAACUACCAAAGCGUCCGUUCUCUGAUCGACGCCAUCUUGGAUUGAUGUGACUACGUCUGCUUUGUAGCAUCUGAAACUCAGCAUUUUAGGAAAUUCUUAUAAGGCAAUAUUGGCCAAAUGAACCCCGCGUGCAGGCGUUUCUUAGGACGUCACCUUUUAUGUUGAAAGUGUUAGUGUGCCCUUAUUUCUUCUUAAUGUGUACUUUUCUGAUCUGAUGAGAAUCUUUUUGAUAAAAGUAAAGUAUAGCCUUCAAAUGUUUGCAUAUCUCAACCAUCGAAGCAAGUGGUUACCUGUUCCUGUCAAACAUAACUGCACAGCCUCUGUAAAAGUAGAUAAGUGUAUGUGUUAAACGCCCCCUAUCAACAUUACUGGGUUUUUAAAGAGUUAAAGAGACAGGACCUCCGAAUGUAACGUCCGUCUUCCAAAAAGACUGAGCCAAGUGAGUUGAGAGUCUUAAAAACUCCGUAAAAAGGACCCGAAUUCAAGACCACCCAGUCUCUGUAGUCCAGCAUGAUAGCAUUGUAAAACCUGCGAUGACCCCCAGAUGUUAUUUUGCACAAAGUAAAGCUGCUUGAAAUGGCCGGGAGGGGAUCUCUACUUUACCUUUACCCCAUUAUUUUGGUGAGCAAUCCGCUAAGUACCUUAACAUGGCAUGUCUUGUUUCUCGUAGUAGUAGUAGUAGUAAGAGCAUAACUAAAUGAAAUGCUGGAAUCCCCUAAAUGAGUAUAAUGUGCUGUUGCAUUUCAUGAUCUCAUUGAGGUUGUGUUGUCAUCAAAAGCAUGGGCGUUUGGAGGGUGCUCUGGUGUGGUUUGUUUCAGCUAUCACUGUUUAAUUUUACUGGUCUCCUCUGCUACCAACCUUUUUUACAGUGUUACUCUUUUGUGUUUUGUUUUGUUUUUGUUUGCUGGGUUUUGUUGGGGGGUUUUUUGUUUUUUUU